Molecule: messenger RNA, 358 nt
Organism: Lolium perenne
Lineage: Eukaryota; Viridiplantae; Streptophyta; Magnoliopsida; Poales; Poaceae
Source: RefSeq, a predicted model, not a curated record
CUUGUCAAGUACUGAGCGGAGAAGGAUACUGACUACUGAGCCAGGAGCUAUGUCGACGACGGCGCACAAGGUGGCGACGCACGCUGCGGCGGCGGCGGGCAAGAGGAUGCGGGGGAGGCGUCCGCCGAGCGUGGUGAAGGAGAUCGUGUACGGGAUGAGCCUGGGGCUCUUCGCUGGGUACAUGUGGAAGCUGCACCACUGGAGCAACCAGCGCCGCACCCGCGAGUUCUACAGCCUUCUCGACCAGGACAUGAUCACCGUCGUCGUCGACGAACCACAGCCGUCGCCACUGCCGACCGUCGACAAGCCGGUCGAGCCCCCGCCGUCGCCGCUGCCGAGGAGAGAUCACGAGGACUAA